This is a messenger RNA of Bufo bufo (common toad), 2670 nucleotides long. RefSeq names its product GTP binding protein 2 (gene GTPBP2). NCBI's taxonomy places the organism in Eukaryota, Metazoa, Chordata, Amphibia, Anura, Bufonidae. Gene Ontology annotation, molecular function: GTPase activity; GTP binding; translation elongation factor activity. Gene Ontology annotation, biological process: translational elongation. The transcript has 12 exons. Bases 418 to 2208 code for a protein of 596 amino acids. The record is from RefSeq and is a predicted model, not a curated record.
UGACAGGUAGGUGGAUGGUGACGGCUGUAGGUAGGUGACAGGUAGGUGGCCCGGACAUACUCAGCAGCACUGGCCCCGCCCCCUCCUUCCCCUCAGAUUUUCCUCACUGCACUGAGCGGAUGAUGCAAUCAAAUUGCCAUCACAUGGGCGUGGCCUGUUUGUUGACAUCCUCGUUGCUGUGGGCGUGGUUACGGACAAGUCUUCAGCGGGGCGGGGUUUAUUGAAUAUAAACUCUAUAGAGAGCCGUGCUGGCGUGUAAUGGGCGGGGUCUGCGAGCCUGCAGGUGUCGCGGAUUGGCUGCGUCACGUGUCAGGUGGGCGGGCUAUGGGCGUGGCCAGGCCUGUUUGGACACAGGGGUCUCGGGUCUCUCCUCAGAGUAGUGACCGGCCGGGGAGGCGGCUGUGAGCUGUGAGGCCGAUGCCCGCGCUGGGCGCUCAGUAUAACGGGGCAGCGGGGAUGGAGCCGCGGGUGUUUGAGCUGUUCGGACCGGCGGGCGGCAGCGGAGCCAGAGGGAAAGCCGGGAGCAAGAGCAAGAAAGCCGGGAAGAGCCGCGGCCGGGGAGCGAAGAGCAACAACCCCCCGUACCUGCCCCCUGAGGCGGAGGAGGGGAACAUAGAGUACAAGCUGAAGCUGGUGAACCCGUCGCAGUACCGCUUCGAGCACCUGGUGACGCAGAUGAAGUGGCGCCUUCAGGAGGGGCGCGGCGAGGCCGUCUAUCAGAUCGGAGUGGAGGACAACGGUCUCCUGGUGGGACUGUCGGAGGAGGAGAUGCGAGCGUCCCUGCACACGCUUCACCGGAUGGCAGAGAAGGUUGGAGCGGACAUCACGGUGCUGCGGGAGCGCGAGGUGGAUUAUGACAGCGACUUCCCCAGGAAGAUCACAGAAGUUCUGAUCCGCAAGGUCCCAGACAAUCAGCAGUUUCUAGAUUUGCGCGUUGCUGUCCUGGGAAAUGUGGAUUCUGGAAAAUCAACUCUCCUGGGCGUCCUCACACAGGGGGAGCUGGACAACGGGCGCGGGCGCGCCAGACUCAACCUCUUCCGCCAUCUUCAUGAGAUCCAGUCCGGUCGAACAUCCAGCAUCAGCUUUGAGAUCCUCGGGUUCAAUAGCAAAGGAGAGGUUGUGAAUUACAGCGAGUCUCGCACGGCGGAGCAGAUCUGUGAAAGUGCCUCCAAGAUGAUCACAUUCAUUGACCUCGCUGGUCACCACAAGUACCUGAAGACGACCAUCUUUGGCCUCACCAGCUACUGUCCAGACUUCGCCAUGCUGGUGGUGAGCGCCAACACUGGGAUCGCGGGUACCACGCGGGAGCACCUGGGACUGGCCAUGGCUCUGAAGGUGCCUUUUUUUCUGGUGGUCAGUAAGGUGGACCUCUGCUCCCCGGCCACGGUAGAGAGGACACUGCGGCAGCUGGAGCGCACACUUAAACAGCCCGGCUGCAACAAGGUGCCGUUCAUGGUGCGAUCCGAGGACGACGCCGUCACCGCCGCGCAGCAGUUUGCUCAGUCACCAAACAUCACCCCAAUCUUCGCCAUCUCCAGUGUGUCCGGGGAGUCUCUGGACCUCCUGAAGGUUUUCCUGAAUAUUUUACCUCCGCUCACGAACAGCCGAGAGCAAGAGGAACUGAUGCAGCAGCUGCCGGAGUUCCAGGUUGAUGAGAUCUACACGGUGCCAGAAGUGGGGACAGUGGUGGGAGGAACACUGUACAGUGGGGUGUGCAAGGAGGGCGAGCGCCUGGUGGUCGGACCCACAGAUGGAGGCCGUUUUCUUCCAUUGAGAGUGUGCAGCAUCCAGAGAAACCGCUCCACCUGCCGCGUGUUACGGGCUGGACAAGCUGCGACCCUGGCCCUGGGAGCAUUUGACCGCUCCCUGCUCCGGAAGGGCAUGGUGCUGGUGAGUCCAGAGAUGCUGCCCACCGUCUGCUGGGUAUUUGAGGCAGAGAUCGUCCUCCUGUUCCAUGCCACCUCCUGCCGGCGCGGAGUGCAGGUCACUGUCCACGUAGGGAACGUCCGGCAGACAGCGGUGCUGGAGCACAUACAUGGCAAGGAUGAGUUGAGGACAGGAGAGAAGGCCGUUGUCCGCUUCCGUUUCAUCAAGCACCCGGAAUACCUGAAGCCUGGCACGAAGCUUCUCUUCCGGGAGGGCGUCACAAAGGGGAUUGGACAUGUGUGUAGCCUGCAGGUCAUCACCACGGAGACUGGCACCCUCUGACCUCUGCCGUGGUGCUGACCACUUGACCUGGUGCUGGAGAUCAGGAGCCACAGAAGUGGACACAGUGACCCCAGGGCGGAGCUGCCCGCCUGAUAAACCGCCCUCCCUGGGUUUUACUCCGCGCUCAGAUGCGUCUUUUAUACGGAUGUUUUUAGCCCCUUUUCUACUGUUUAUUUUUUUAAGUAAUAACCCGAUGCUUCAUCUGUGUCGCCCCGGAUGAGGAGGCUGCGAACCCCCCUGUACUGUGGGGUUACACAUGGGACUGGAAUACCCCAGGGUCGUACAUCCGUCUACUCCAUUAUCCCCUGUGGUGGCCAAAGCCCCCGGCACAAUGGGCUCGUCAAACGAGGUAUCGGCUGCCACAGCGGCGGCGCUCGCUCUUCUAACCACGUGUGCAGUUAUGUGGAAUCGUGUGAUGUCUAUAGUUUUGCACGUCUGUUCAGAAUAAAUAGUUUUCCUGCG